Miscanthus lutarioriparius is the source of this 837-nucleotide messenger RNA. Lineage: Eukaryota; Viridiplantae; Streptophyta; Magnoliopsida; Poales; Poaceae. The record is from the annotation of a GenBank genome assembly.
AUGACGGGUCGUGCGUUCGUGCUUUCACGCAACCCAUCCGUGCCUCAUCGUAGAGGAAGAAGAAAGAGCCGCCUAGGACUGGGGGUUAGGGUUGCGGGAGGGGAUUCACUCACUGGAAGGUGUAUAAGAGGGUUGAGGGGGGCGACGAUCGCGACAUGGCAGAGGUGGGGGCGAGACGGUGGUGGGAGCGCCGCUCGUUCGAGCGGUGGUAGAUGGUGGUUGGGCGGUAGACCACCUUUAGUUGGUUCCUCGAGUCUUCACCUGGUGCUUCAGUUUGCAGCUUCAUUUUUAAGGUACACUGCACGGUCUAUUACACCUCCUGCUGAUAGAAAUGGCACUUCAAGCUCACCUCCUCCAAAGAGACGCAGCCCCUCAAGGUCACCUCCACCAAAGAGUGCUUCACGGUCCCCACGUCCAAGGAGUCCAAAGAGACGCAGCACUUCAAGGUCUCCUCCUAGGAGACGUGGUAGAUCAAGGUCAAGGGAUAGAAGUCGGUCCAGGAGCCCAGAUGAUAGAAAUCCAGGGAAUAACCUUUAUGUGACUGGAUUGUCUACUCGUGUAACUGAAGAAGAUCUUCAGAAGUUCUUUAGUAAAGAAGGAAAGGUUAAAAACUGUCAUGUUGUUCUUGAUCCUAGGACAAAAGAAUCCCGUGGCUUUGCCUUUGUGACUAUGGAUACUCUUGAAGAUGCAAGACGCUGCAUCAAGUAUCUCCACCGCACUGUACUUGAAGGUCGCCUGGUCACUGUAGAGAAGGCUAAAAGAACUCGUGAAAGGACCCCUACUCCUGGACAAUACUGUGGUCGAAGAGUUGUCAGAUGUGCUAUGCUGUGCUAUUAA